AUGAAGCCGCACCGCCAAGAUCUCUCUCAAGUGUUCACAGCCACAGACAACCACAUCAAGUCGCGACGUGUCGUGUCAUUGAAGCUUGGCUUGGUGAUCCUCUCUGUCGCGCUCAUUGACAAGUCAGGUAGUCGAUUGACAAGUUGGCAGCGCUCGCGAUCAGGCUCGUUGGACAUGAUCUCUGCCUUCUUCAUCCUCAAUCUCAAGGGGGAAGUCCUCAUCUCGAGGUUGUAUAGGCCGGAUGCAAAACGGAGCAUCUCGGACAUCUUCAGGAUUCAUGUCGUUGCCAAUCCAGACGUUCGAUCGCCCAUCAUCACCCUUGGCUCCACGAGCUUCUUCCACGUCAGACAUCAGAACCUCUAUCUUGCAGCAGUCACCAAGAACAAUGCCUCCGCCGCACUUGUCUUUGAAUUCUGCUACAGAGUCAUCUCAGUCGGUCGCAGUUACUUCGGCAAGCUGGACGAGGAGAGCGUCAAGAACAACUUUGUAUUGAUCUACGAGCUCCUCGACGAGAUUCUCGACUUUGGCUAUCCCCAAAAUUCAGAGACGGACACCCUCAAGAUGUACAUUACCACCGAGGGCGUCAAGAGCGAAGCAGCGAUGCGUGAGGAAAGCUCGAAAAUCACAAUUCAGGCGACAGGUGCGACCUCCUGGCGCCGGUCAGACGUCAAGUAUCGCAAGAACGAGGCCUUCGUCGACGUCAUUGAGAGUGUCAACCUCUUAGUCUCCUCGACAGGCACCGUCCUGCGUGCAGACGUGGACGGUCAAAUCCUCAUGCGCGCCUACUUGAGCGGCACGCCGGAGUGCAAAUUCGGUCUGAACGACAAGCUAGUCCUGGAUCGCAGGGCGGCAAAGGCAGACCGAGAUCCAGAUUCGAGUGCUGUCGAGCUUGAUGAUUGUCAAUUCCACCAAUGUGUCAAGCUGGGCAAAUUCGACAGCGAUCGCACCAUCAGCUUUGUACCCCCAGACGGCGAAUUCGAGCUCAUGCGGUAUCGAUCGACGUCGAAUGUCAAUUUGCCCUUUCGAGUGCAUCCCAUCGUAGAGGAGAUCGGUAAGAGCAAGGUCGAAUAUGCUGUCCACAUCAAGGCCAACUUUGGCUCAAAGCUGAAUGCGACCAACGUCAUCCUACGGAUACCAACGCCGCUCAACACGACCAAAGUAGACUGCAAAGUUCAGAUUGGCAAGGCAAAGUACGUGCCUGCGGAGAACCAUAUCAUUUGGAAGAUACCCCGGAUGCAAGGUCAAGCAGAGACGACAUUCACAGCCGAAGCGACGCUUUCGACGACGACAUACAAUAAGCCAUGGUCUAGGCCGCCUAUCAGCGUGGACUUCCAGGUGCUCAUGUUCACAGCAUCGGGUCUGCUCGUGCGGUUCCUGAAAGUUUUCGAGAAGAGCAAUUAUCAGAGCGUCAAAUGGGUCAGGUAUCUCUCGAAGAGCAGCAACGGAUCAUACCAGAUCAGACUAUGA
Messenger RNA from Mixia osmundae IAM 14324, 1467 nucleotides. RefSeq lists its product as uncharacterized. NCBI's taxonomy places the organism in Eukaryota, Fungi, Basidiomycota, Mixiomycetes, Mixiales, Mixiaceae. Gene Ontology annotation, molecular function: clathrin-cargo adaptor activity. Bases 1 to 1467 code for a protein of 488 amino acids. The transcript has 12 exons. Gene Ontology annotation, biological process: clathrin-dependent endocytosis; intracellular protein transport. Gene Ontology annotation, cellular component: cytoplasmic vesicle; AP-2 adaptor complex. The record is from RefSeq and is a predicted model, not a curated record.